AAUCUACUACCGGCACCGGCGAGUGAAAGUGCAUUUUAUUCUGUCAUUAAAUAAUAAUAAUAAAAAUAAAAAACAGAACAUUGGCCGACAAAAACAAACUUUUUGUAAUUUUUGUAAACAUAACGUGGAGCAACGUGGAGCCUCUGCUGAUAUUUUGUUAGAAAACUAUGGAAAAGGUUUUCUUUUUGUUCUUCGUGGUGUAUUUAACGCGCCCAGUUUACACAGAGGUCAGUUCCUGCGGCUCCAGGAAUUUCCCGUGUGGAAAUGGAAAGUGUGUUACAAUGAGAUGGAUAUGUGAUGGUACAGAUGAUUGCGGUGAUGGCACUGAUGAGCUCCCUGCUUCCUGCAUGACAAAAACAUGCAAACCCAGCGAGUUCCACUGUGGUGGUAGGCUAAACCAGUGUGUGCCUAACAGCUGGAAAUGUGAUGGCAAGGCAGACUGUGAAAAUGGAGCUGAUGAAGCUGGCUGCAGUCUUAAACAGUGUGUGAAUGGUGAAUUCCGCUGCAGCAAUGGUCAGUGUGUGUCUCAGUCUUUUGUCUGUGAUGAGGAUCUUGACUGUGACGAUGGCAGUGAUGAAGCACAGUGUCAGCCCACCACCUGCAGAUCGAUUGAUUUUCGCUGCAACAACUCGUUGUGCCUGCCACGCCUCUGGACCUGUGAUGGAGAUACUGAUUGUUCCGAUGGCUCAGACGAGUGGCCUCAGAACUGCGGCCACCGACCUUCUCCAUCUCCCAGAAAGCCUUGCUCCAAUAUGGAGUUCCACUGUGACAGUGAGCAAUGUAUUCCAAACAUCUGGAGAUGUGAUGGAGACUCUGACUGCCUGGAUGGAUCAGAUGAGAAAGAUUGUGUCGUACCCACAUGCCGACCAGAUGAGUUCCGUUGUGGCGAUGGAUCAUGUAUCCAUGGGAGCCGCCAGUGUAACCAGGUGUAUGAUUGUCAGGAUAUGAGUGAUGAGCUGGGAUGUGUCAAUGCAACCCAUUGUGAAGCACCAUCCAAGUUUCAGUGUCGCAGCGGUGAAUGCAUCAGCAUGGACAGAGUUUGCGACAAGCAGCGUGAUUGUAGGGAUUGGUCCGAUGAGCCGCUGCGUGAGUGUGAUUCUAAUGAGUGUCUGUACAACAACGGUGGCUGCUCUCAUAUCUGUAAUGACCUAAAGAUCGGCUACGAGUGCUUGUGCCCUAGUGGAUUCCGAUUGAUAGGCAAAAAACGCUGUGAAGAUAUUGAUGAGUGUGCCGGUGGGGACACAUGUAGUCAAGUCUGUGUGAAUCAGGUGGGCAGCUACAAGUGUGAGUGUUUUGAAGGUUACCAAAUUGAUCCAGCGACCAAAGCCUGCAAAGCUAUUGGAACUGUAGCCUAUCUGUACUUUACUAACCGCCAUGAGGUGAGGAAGAUGACUCUGGAUAAGAGCGAAUACACACAAGUCGUCUCUCAUCAGAAAAACAUAGUUGCACUGGACAUGAACAUCGCCAACAAGGAGAUCUUCUGGUCUGAUCUGUCCCUCAAGAAAAUUUAUAGAGCUCCCAUGGAUGCAGCAUUAGACUCUUCUCAGCAUAGCAUUGUGAUUGACUCAGAUUUGGGUGCUGCUGAAGGGAUUGCAGUGGACUGGAUCCAUGGCAAUAUCUACUGGACAGACAGUGUACGUGGCGCCAUCUCUGUAGCCACAGGAGACGGAAUGAAGCGCAAGACCCUCUUUAGAAAAGACCUGACCAAGCCAAGGGCUAUUGUGGUUGACCCAAUUAAGAAUUUUGUGUACUGGACUGACUGGGGUACACCUGCUAAAAUUGAGAGAGGUGGCCUAAAUGGAGUUGAUCGCAGCACUUUGGUGUCUGAAAACAUCAUCUGGCCCAAUGGGAUAACUCUUGAUUUGUUGAACCAGCAUCUGUACUGGGUGGAUUCUAAACUGCAUACCCUUGAAAGCAUUGAUGCACAGGGAGGUGGUCGUCGUACAUUAAUUAUAGACCACGGCAGGCUGGCACAUCCACUAAGUGUCACAGUGUUUGAGGAGCAAGUAUUCUGGACUGAUGUUAAAAACAAUGCUAUCCUGAGUGCUAACCGUGUGACAGGGGGCGACAUCACAGAAGUGGCAGAACACCUCACAUCUCCAGAGGACAUUGUGCUCUUCCACGACCUGAAGCAGCCCAGUGCUAUGAAUUGGUGUAAGAUCAACAAUGGUGGCUGUGAGUUUCUGUGCUUGGCUGCACCACAGGUCAGCAUCUUCUCACCGAAGUACACAUGUGCUUGUCCUGACAACAUGAUGCUGGACAAAGAUAUGAAAAAAUGUGUUCCUGCUGUUGUUGUUCAAACAACAGCACCAUCAGUCUCGGCCAAAGUUCCUACUACAGCUCACCUUCGUUUAACCCCACAAACUAUACCCAAAACAUCUGCCCUAAGAACCACCAAAACCUCAGAUCCAAUCACCACCACUGUGAAGAGGACACAACCUACAGAAGCUUCCAGAGCCAAAAUCCCCACAGUCACCACUCAUUAUGAAGUGACCAACCAGACAAAUAGCCCCAAUGCUGGUGCUGCAGUUCAAAAAGAAACUUCCACAUUCUUUGCUCUUUACAUCACAUUGCCCUUGGUGGCAUUAUGUCUUCUGGUAUUUGGUGGCAUGCUGCUGUGGAGGAACUGGAAGUUGAAAAACACCAACACUAUUCAUUUUGAAAAUCCAGUCUACCAGAAGACCACAGAGGAUAAAGUUCACAUCUGCCAGAACUACAGCUCUGAUGGUUACUCCUACCUACCUAGGCAAGCUGUCAGUCUUGAUGAUGAAAUUUAACCUCUAUGCUAAGACUGACUACAGUCUAAUGCUGCUGUAGUAACAAGCUGUAACAAGCUAAAUGAAUGGAUUUUUGUUGAGAUUGUUGUUGAGUCCAAAGACAUGGAAUCACUUUUUAGAUGCGAUACCUGAAGCAGGCUCGUCCAGGCUCAUCCAGUGCAGGCUUCUAGGACACAUAGGGAAACAAAGCAACCUCAAAAAUCAUUAACCUCUCAUUGUAUAGACGUUCCCCACCUUACGAAAGAGUUACGUUCCGAACGACCGUUCAUAGCAUGAAAUCAAAUAAACAAAAAUAAAAUAUACUUAAACAAAUCGAAAUAAUUGAAAUACUGUAAAGGUUUUGUAUUAAGUAAUAAAAAAACAAUUAAAAUUUAUAUGAAAGAAUCACUUAAAAAAAUCAAUUCGCCCAAGUCCAGUGCGCAUCAUGUAGACUCGUUAUGGGCGACAACUUGCUAGCGGCGGCUCUUUUUUUGAAUUUGAACAAAUUUCACUGAGGACAGGUUUGUUCGUAUCUGCGAAAGGUUGUAGAAUAAAUGUUCGUAAAGUGGGGCGUGUCUGCACUUGAAAGAGAAAAGAAGAGAAUGAAUGUGUAUGUGUUAUGUGUGUAUGUAAGACAAGACUGUAUUAUUGGUAAAUGUAAUAUUGUAUCUAAAAGACUAUUGUAAAUUUUGUGUAUGUGGAGUUUGAUGUUUUGAAUGUUACUAGUUGUAGUUACUAGUUCAUUACAGAUUAUAUGGUAUUCUGUGCACUAUAUGGCCAUAUUACUGUUUUAUGCUUAAUGAACAUCCCACCACAGAUUUAGUCCCCUUUUUCCUAACAUUCACUCUUCUGGGAAGACCUUGCACUAGAUUUUGGGGCAAGGUUGUGGGGAUUUGCUCACUCAGUCACAAGUAACACUGAUAUUGGUUGAGGAUGUCUGGAGUUCAGUCUGUGUUCCAGAUUAUCUUAAAGGUAGUGGGGUUGAGGUCAUGUCUCUGUGCAGGACUCUCAAAUUCUUCUACUCCAGUCUUGGGAAACCAUUGGAAGUGGUGGCUUAGUGGUUAUGGUGUUGGACUUCAACUUAGUUAAAAUUCCAGGACCAGUAACCUACCACUGCUGGGGACUUAAGCAUGGCCCUUAUCAAGUUGAUUUGGAUAAGGGUGAGGCCAAAAAGAAUGUGACGGUCUGCAUAGAUCUUGCUUUUACAAAAGGCAUCCUUUUGUACACUUCCAACGUUGUGGCAUCACUCUGGGAAGACCUACAUGUGGGUUUGAUGAUCAGCUGACCACAAACUACUGUCCAUAUAGUGUACUGUUUUAGCUUCGGUUUUUCAGUGUUGUUUGUUUUUCACUGCAGGUUAUUUGUGUGUUAUUUUGUAUAGUGAUCCAUGUGAUUAAGAUGUGAGUCUUGUGCACGUAUGUCAUUCAUUUAUAAAGAUGUGUAAAUAUUUUACUUGUGUAUGUAAAUACAAUUUUUGUCACCCUAGUUUAAAUUUUAAAGCCUUCACGUGCACAUGAACAAAUUUCUUUAUUUAUUGUGAAAUACAUAUACUUUAAUUGACGUUGAUUUUAUCGACUUUAUCGAAAUCUAAUUCUGUUGUACAUAUGAUGCUAUAUUUUAAUAAGCUGAUGUAAUUGUCUACAGAAUGAUCUGAUUCCAAUGUACUUUUCAUAAAAAAGUUAUGAAUGUGGAACUUUCAUAACUACUUACUUUUUUUUCUUGGCCUGAUUUGAAAGAAAAAAAAAAAGAAAAGAUAAAUAAUAUAAGUAAAAGCAAAUACAUAUAUACAAUAUAUAUUUUUUUAUUGUUGUGGACAUUUUUUUGCAAUCUCAGAGGGUACAUCUUAUAAGCAGCAUUGUCAUGAGAAAAACUUUUCUUUUUGCAAUUGUUUUGGAUCAGUGCAUUUGCAUUAAAAAAAAUAGAAAUCACUAGUAAUCUUUGUAGAAAAAAGCUUUAGCAAGUUUACUGAGUUAAUAAAAUAAUCUUUUAUUGGUGAUGUUUA
Molecule: messenger RNA, 4758 nt
Organism: Silurus meridionalis
Lineage: Eukaryota; Metazoa; Chordata; Actinopteri; Siluriformes; Siluridae
Gene: ldlra
Product: low density lipoprotein receptor a
Exons: 18
Coding region: 168-2777 (869 amino acids)
Molecular function (GO): calcium ion binding; protein binding
Source: RefSeq, a predicted model, not a curated record